Molecule: messenger RNA, 891 nt
Organism: Cyphomyrmex costatus
Lineage: Eukaryota; Metazoa; Arthropoda; Insecta; Hymenoptera; Formicidae
Gene: CUTA
Product: cutA divalent cation tolerance homolog
Exons: 7
Coding region: 206-631 (141 amino acids)
Biological process (GO): response to metal ion
Molecular function (GO): copper ion binding
Source: RefSeq, a predicted model, not a curated record
CAUACAUACGUAGCGGUGUGCGCGCAUGAAGAUCCGUUCGUUUGCGCCUAAAUGCUUACGUUUAUCUAAUUGGCGACACUGAUAAUUGGUCACGCACGUGGACAUAUGUUGAUCAACGUUAUUUGUAUGUAUUGAUCGUUCGAAAGUUCGAAGUCGGACCAACCCAGCAAGAUCUCGCUGGCUUUCUGAGGUGAACAUCUGAUAAAUGACGCGAAGCUCUCUCGUAACCGUAUUGAUGCUAUUUUGCAUAGCAAGGAGUAUUCGUGCUCAGAUUUAUCAGAACAUGUCUAGUCUCGCCGGAGUGCAUUCCGUAGCGUACGUCACGGUGCCAAAUGACGCAGUUGCGAAGAAAUUAGCACGAGGUUUAGUCGAAAACAAGCUCGCUGCCUGCGUUAAUAUCAUCCCACAACUCACGUCUAUAUAUGAAUGGGAAGGAAAGAUACAGGAAGAACCUGAACUUUUGCUGAUGAUAAAAACCAGGACGGAGAAAGUAGAUGCUCUAACAAAAUAUGUCAAAGAAAACCAUCCAUAUACAGUUUGCGAAGUAAUCUCUUUGCCUAUACAAAAUGGAAACAAUGAUUACCUGAAGUGGAUCAGUGAAGUAGUGCCAUCGCUUGAUAAAAAUGCUUAAAAUAAUUAAAAUAUAUAAUGUAUACUUAGAAGAAUAAUAAUUCAUUGAUAACAUCAAGACUGGUUAAUCUUACUUCUGAUUACUGAUUACCGAUUCAUUGUAAAACUACGGUAGGAAUAAAAAAGAAACUAAUCAUAACAUUCAUGUAAUGAGAUAAUCUAUAGUAUGUGGGACUCACACAUUACAAACAGAAAAUUGCAAAUUUUUCACUUAUAUUACAAUAAUAUAUUAAUUAUUAAACAUGCCAAGUGAUAUUAACC